AUGGCAAAUGACAAGGGUUUAUUGGAAUAUGUUAGAAAAUCAACCCCACCACCAUUUUUAUUAAAAACCUACAUGUUGGUGGAGGAUCCGGCGACCGAUGACGUGAUAUCGUGGAACGGGGAAGGGACCGGGUUUGUGGUGUGGCAGCCGGCAGAGUUUGCUCGUGAUCUCCUGCCAACACUCUUCAAGCAUAGCAAUUUCUCUAGCUUUGUCCGGCAACUCAAUACUUAUGGUUUCCGAAAAGUUGCAACAAGCCGGUGGGAGUUUUGCAAUGACAUGUUUCGGAAGGGUGAAAGAGAGCUACUAUGCCAAAUUCGUCGAAGAAGAGCAUGGUCGAACAAGCAACAAUCUAACGCAGCAAUUCAAGCCACAGCGCAAGAUUUUGAAGAAGAUCAAAGAUCAUCAUCCACUUCAUCAUCGUCCGAAUACACUACUCUAGUUGAUGAAAACAAACGACUCAAGAAAGAAAAUGGGGUCUUGAGCACUGAGCUUACAAGCAUGAAAAGGAAAUGCAAGGAGCUUCUUGAUUUAGUGGCUAAAUAUGCACAUUUGGAGAAGGAAAAGGAAGAUGAAAGGCCAAAGUUAUUUGGUGUGAGAUUGGAAGUUGAGGGAGAGAGGGAGAGGAAGAGAAAGAGAGCGGAGAUCAGUGAAAGUGCAACCAUUUUACUAUCUCAGUCAUGCAAAUAA
Molecule: messenger RNA, 687 nt
Organism: Dovyalis caffra
Lineage: Eukaryota; Viridiplantae; Streptophyta; Magnoliopsida; Malpighiales; Salicaceae
Source: the annotation of a GenBank genome assembly